Messenger RNA from Moesziomyces aphidis, 1503 nucleotides. The record is from the annotation of a GenBank genome assembly. NCBI's taxonomy places the organism in Eukaryota, Fungi, Basidiomycota, Ustilaginomycetes, Ustilaginales, Ustilaginaceae.
AUGGCAGAGGCGCCAUUUGAUAUGCCGGGCCACCGGUGGGACCCGGAGAAGAAGCGCUUCUUCAGGAUCCUUCCGGGCCCAACGACUUCCACGUCAGGUUCUAGCUCAGGCGCACAAGGGUCAGGAUCAAGGCAUCGGGGUUCGAAGCAGCGCAAGACGGAGAAGCAGAAGAAAGAACCGCCACGACCGCCAUUGCCGCCGCUCCCCACUGCCGCCUCGGGUCCGGACGUCGGUGGGAGUGCCUUUAGACAAAGAGGAUGGGAUCCUGUGGCACAGCGUCAGCAAGCACGGAGCUCGGUAGCCGCAACACGGCAGCACGCAUACCAGCUGGCCGAAGCUGCCUACUCGCAGUUAGCGCUGACCCGAGUCUUGCGGCCUUUCAAGUUGUUCCGGCGACCGUGCACCAUUGCGUCCAUGUCCACCGAGCCACAUUCGAAUACUCUGCUCGUGAGCAACACAAACUCAGACCUCGUCGGCGUCUUGGAAACACCGCAAUUUUCGCGCAAGUACGGGCUUGUCUACGACCCGAAUGGCUUUGGGCCAGGCCACGUCUGGCACGGCCCCUCGCAAAGCUUUUACGCAGCAUUCAACGACGGCGUAUUGAGCCAUGCUAGACGCAUCACUUUUGCAGGCGCGCUAGGUGGCUAUGAUUUCUUGGCGCCUGAGGUAGUCGUCUUCAGUUUGCCAGUGGCAGUCAAGCUGCAUGGCUCGGCGGCGUGGGCAACAUGUCUCCUUGCUUCCCCAGAGGGGGGCUCGGAGGAUGCGUCGAUCCUCGCCGUAGCAGCGGGCAGGAAAGUCUAUAUGCUCACCUUUGCGCACACGCAGAUGUCGGCUUGCGUGCAGCAUGUCGCGCAAAUCACGCAGCAGAGUGACAUUAUGGCGAUCACGCCGGAUCCGACUGGACGCUUCCUCUACGCCGGCCUUCGCUCGGGGGUCGUUACUGCCUGGAGCCUUACCUCCAAUGCGCUCACAGCCGCUAGAACUGUUCUUGUCGGGCACGGAUCCGUGACCAACCUCGCGGCGCCUUCCAGUCGCGAAUUGCUCGUCGUGCGCAUCACGGGCGAGGUCUCACUCGUCACCCCGGCCGGCGACACGAUUCGGACGUUCGACGGUCACGUCAACUCGUACCACUUUGACCUCGGAUUCGCUCUCGAUACCGAGACGCGCGUCAUGGCCUUGGCGGGGCUCGACGGCCGCGUGCGUGUCUGGUCGCUCGACUUGCCAACACCCUUCAAGGCGUCAGCAGCCAAGAUCUCUGCUCCAAAGUUUGACGGGCUGGAUGACGAGUCAGUGGAAACGGACUUCAAACAAGCGCACGAGGAUGGCGAAGGCCGAGUGAUGGAAAGGCAAGAUGCGCUCGGGGCGUGCGUCUUCCCAAAGGACGUGACGGCGUUGCUGUGGCAUCCACGCAUAACGCGGCAAGAAGAGCCAGCAGAGCUUGGCGCCUUCAAGGAUCUGUACGUUGGCGCGGGCGAGUGGGUGUACCACUUCACCUGGCCCUGA